Amoebophrya sp. A25 is the source of this 1164-nucleotide messenger RNA. NCBI's taxonomy places the organism in Eukaryota, Dinophyceae, Syndiniales, Amoebophryaceae. The record is from the annotation of a GenBank genome assembly.
CAUCAAUGCCGCUCAAAUAGGAAAGUGGGAAUUAAAAGUACUACACUAGGUUUUUCUUCACACUUGAUAUGUUCUUUGUCGAGAUCGAGGUAGAUUUUUACGAAUAGAUUUGAUUGCCAAGAAAAAUUGACGAGUGAGAAAAAUCCGGACUCGACGAUUCGCAAAAUGAUGUUUGGCGUUUCCGUCCACUUGCGUCAGUCCUUAGGGAUGAGUCGACCUUCAGUUGGCAUGACAAUGCCAUGCACAUUGCUUGCUCAAAAAGCAGUAUCAAAGUCGAUUUUACCUGGUUACCAAACGGAAUUCUGGGAAUCCUGCGGACGUCUAAGGACAGUGAAUAAUGCCAGACGAGUACCAGUACCAGUAUCAAAAGUCACUGGUUAUAAUAUCAAUUUGGGAAGCAACACGUGGCAUAACUUCACAUUUGUAGACCAGCAUUUGGGCAGAACGAAAGCGACCAGCAGCUCAUCAGCAUCUCAAUUACCACUAGCGAGGACGACGAGCAACCGCGGCACGCUAGUAUCUUGCAGGGGAACGAAUCACACUGUUGUGACACCGAUUUUGGAGGACCGCCGACAUAACCACCUACCGACAACACGACAUGCGCCCGAGCAUCGAGAGGCACCAACUGUCCAAGGAAACGUCGUUCUUGAAGAUGAAGCCAGUCUUAAUCGAAGACCUGCUUUCGAGGAUCCCGCAGCGAGUCCUUCGACGUGUGAAGAUCCUUCGUCUAACUCCUCCGAUAAUGUCCCACUCGAGUGUGGACAACACUACUAUCGAAAAUGGAUUUCGCAGCGAAAAGCGCUCAUUGGCCUACAGAAACUCCGAAAAGUAGACUGUGGUCCGAAGAAGAUUCACUGGGCCUGGUGGCGUGAUAAACAGAUCGAGCGCAAGAAAAAGAAGAAAUGUAUCUAGGAUGUGAAGAUAGAAAAAGGCAUGUUUGGAUGCUGAUGCGUAAUAUAAAUGAUCAAGAAACUACACAUUUAGUGAACGAAUAAUUGAGAACAUCCGGACUUAGAAUGUUGGAACCACAUCUGAAAAAAUUUUCUGUCAAUACGACGCACCGCAGCUACUGAUAGAAUCAAAAUUCAUGUCAGGAAGGUCCUUUGAGCCCUUACAUCAACGUCCUUAGUGACAGAUGGUAAGGGCGCUCGCGAGCGCGUCACG